AUGGACACGCACAUGAGCGCUGCGCCAGCGCUCCGGCCCGAGAUCGAGCGACUCACAAUACAGGCACUGGCGCGCGGCACUGCGCCGUCGCAGUGGCUCGCACAGGCGCGUGCGGUCCUCGCCGGAGAAGACAGCGGCUAUACGGUCGUCCAGGUGCUUCUAGCGCUCGUUGUGCCGCUGUCCGUCCCGCCAGAGCUGGCGCUCGACUACCUGACCCUCGCACUCGGCCGGCCGCUCGAGGACGCAGCGGGCGCCGCCUCAUCGUCGGCGUCGGCGCUCGACUUGCAUCAGCCGCUGUGCACACCUGCACAAGUGUCGCUCGCACUUCUGCAGCUGCAUGGCGAUGAGUCGGGCCGCCGUUCGAGCUCCUCUGUCGGCGCCGCUGCCAGCCUCCUGCUUGAGUGCGACUCGCGCGGCCUGCCAGAUCUCGAGGCAAUCACGCGCAUCUACGAUGCCUCCGCAUGGACGGCAGUCCUGCGUGUGGCAGGCAGCUGCGCUCGCAUGUGCGCCGAGGCUCUCGUCGCGCAGGAACACGCCGCUGCUAGCCUUACUGCAGGCUGGCUCACCGCCGGCGUGCCGGCGCUGGUCGAGUCCGCGCGCGCGGCACCGCAGGCUGGCGGCGUGGACGAGCAGAGCGUGCGGGCUGUGGAGGCCGCCUUUGCGACGCUCUUUGCUGCACUUGACUCGCACACAAACCCGCUCAUAUCGUCCGAGACUGCUCGGUCAGUGCUGGACUCGCUGCUGCACGGCACGCGCCCGCGAAGGGGAAGCACAGCGGCUGCGGCUGCACACGCGCAAGACAAGGGCCUCGUCGAGCAGGAGCGCGCGCUGCGUGCGGCGAGCGCAGCUCUGCCACCUCUGCAGACAUGGCGACUCGAAGUGUGGGACAUUGGCCAUCUGCAGCUACCCGGCAGCGCCGAGCCGUCGCCGAGCGUGGAGAUCGUGCAUCUGCUGCAUCUCUUUGUCGACGAGCAGCUUCCAUGGGCUGCCAAGGUCGAAGCGGCUCGUACAACUCUCAGUGCCCUGACGGACGCAGCCGACGCCAGCACCAGCGCGACGAGCAUCUACGAGACAUUCUACCUCUCCAUCUUUCUCGCUGCCGUCACAUCUCUCACGCACGUGCUGUCUCCGCCGCCGACGAUCGGAUCGCUGGAGCCGUCUGGGCGGAGUGACGCGGCCUAUGUUGUUGUGUGGCGCGCUGCUCUCUGUGGCAUGCUGCCGGCGCUUGUUGCGAGCCUGGAGUCCGAGCGCGUGGCCGCAGGAGCGCAUCCGCAGCACAUCAUGAGCGGCGUCUUCAAGGCGCUCCUGUCGCUGACAGAGGCCCGUCUGGUGGAGACGGAGCGCGUCAUGCUCGCUGCUGUGCCCUCCAAGUCGGCCGAAGAGCGCGGCGAGGACGACAUGGCGCUGGACGAGUGGCUCGCAUCAGCCUCGAGCCCGCCACAUGCACCGCUGCGUGGCGGUCUGCUGCGUGCCCUCGUCGACCUGCAGCUCAUGAGCGCGGCGGACGCGGACAGCACGAGCGUUGCUGGAGCGCUGGCCGAUGCCGAGCCGACACUCAUGGCGCAAGCAGGCGGAGAAGAGGCGCUCGCUGCCGACCUGGCCGACAAGAUGGCGCAUGACGACCUCACGGAGCUUCUGAACAAGGUCGCAGGCGACUACGGCGCACAGCCGACGUGCGCGCGCCAGCUUGUGCAGAUGCUGGCGAAUGCUGCGCAGGAGGGCGACCUCGAGCGUGUGGCCCGCGUCUCCAAGGCCUUGCUCGACAAUGCCUCCGCAGUCGACGUGAUGGCCCUCUACGUCGGAUCGCUCGAGGUGCUCCUGCCGUUCGCCACUCUGCUCGAUCGCACGGACCUCGGCGAGAUUGCCGACGAGCCGUCGGUCUUGUGCUCCGUCAUUCUCUUUGCGCAGUGGCUGCUUAAUCGUGCAGAGCUCGCUGGAGGUCUAGUCGUCGAGCAGCUGGCGGAGCACGCGCGUUUCCUGCCUCGCUUCGCCCGCUCGUGCACUUCCAUCUCGCGCCUCGACGACCUGGAGGCUGGCGAGCGCGAGCUCGUCGCGCGCUGGAUCCGCGCUCUCUACGAGAGCGAUGGCAUCUCGGACGAGCUCAUGCGUGACUCUGCACCGCAGGUCAUCAUGCGCCUGGCGCCGCUGCUCUUUUCUCAGUCCAUCACUGCCUGCAACACGGGCAUCAUCGACCUCGACACGCUCCGCGGCGGCCUGACGUACUUCGCCCAAGACCUGCUAUGCUUCGCUUUGCCCGGCGCUCUGCGCUGGGUCAUGACGGACCUGCAGCGUGUCCCGCUCAAGUCAGCUGCAGGCGGGCAGUCGAGCGGCCGUGCGGUGCACUACGAGAUCCUCAGCACGUUUCUGACGUCCGACAGCUGCUCCUCGACGGUCGCACAGCUUGUGGCAGCCGAUCUGCGACGCGUGCUGCGCGACUCUCAACUCGCUGCGGCGACGGCAGGCACGGACGUCGAUGUGGCCGUGCUCAGGAGCAAGCUCGAGGAGGCUAUCGAGGCGCUUCCGAGUCCCUCUCGUAGCACUGCCUGGCUCUCGCCAGCGCUCGGUGCGGGCCUGGUCGGCGCGCCGCUGGACAGCGUGCGCCCGCACGUCCAUCUCGUGCAGGCCACAGCUCGACGGGAACAGGUGGCAGAGGUGCUUGCGGCGCAUCUCCGCGACACGCUUGCCCUCGCGCCAGCCCUACCCUCACUCAAGCGCAGCCUGGCAUGCAUGCUGGCCUUCGACCACGUUCGCCCGACGCCCGCAUCCGCUGCGAUUCGGCACCACGCCCUCGUCACCCUCGUCACGCGCCAGAUGCUCGACGAGCCGACGCCGCCGAGUGCUUCUGCUGCCGAGGCACUGGGCCUGGCGCUGACGCUGCUGCAGCACGCCUCGAGCCCAGACUCCACUGCUGCCCAGCACGUCGGCCAGCUGCUCGCGCUGUGCUACGCACAGGCCCUCGCCGGCACGAGCUCCGAGGCGCUCCACGCCGCCUGCGCCUCGGCACUCGUAACGCUCGCCGCACGGACGCCGCUCGUCCGCAGCGAGAUCCUGCCCGUCUUUCCGGCGCUCGAGGCUGUGGUCUAG
This is a messenger RNA of Tilletiopsis washingtonensis, 3084 nucleotides long. RefSeq lists its product as hypothetical. The coding region runs from base 1 to 3084 and encodes 1027 amino acids. Lineage: Eukaryota; Fungi; Basidiomycota; Exobasidiomycetes; Entylomatales. Gene Ontology annotation, biological process: regulation of transcription by RNA polymerase II. The transcript is spliced from 10 exons. The record is from RefSeq and is a predicted model, not a curated record. Gene Ontology annotation, molecular function: transcription coregulator activity. Gene Ontology annotation, cellular component: mediator complex.